AUGGCGCUCGAGCGGAAUCCCUCCGAAACCUCCCCGCUACUGGUGCCCGGUAGCCGCGAUGCAACUACCGGAGCAAUUGACAUCCCCCACGAGGAACGGGCGGAAUUAAGUGAAGAGGAUGAUGACUUGGCCAAGGAGCCAUUUCAAGAUGCGAAUAAUCAACUCAAAUAUCUUGUUCCGGCGGUUUCAUUAGGCAUUUUUAUGUCGGCUGCAGAUCAAACUAUUAUUAUGGCCAGUUAUGGUCAAAUCGGUAGUGAUUUGAAAGCUCUGAAUUUGACCAGUUGGAUUGCUACUUCGUACUUCCUGACUCUAACCUCUUUUCAACCGCUCUUUGGCAAAUUAAGCGAUAUCUUUGGCCGGAAGGGAUGUCUCCUUACUGCCUAUGUCAUAUUCGGAAUGGGAAAUCUAGGCUGUGGACUCGCACGCAAUAUCAAUGAACUGAUUGCGGCACGCGUGAUCCAAGGUAUUGGAGGUGGUGGUAUGACCACUGUUGUCAGUAUUUUGAUGAGUGACCUUGUCCCCUUACGUGAUCGAGGUCUUUGGCAAGGGAUUCUCAAUCUUGCCUACGCUACUGGAUCGAGUGCUGGCGCACCUCUAGGCGGGAUCCUCGCAGACUAUAUCGGCUGGCGUUGGGCUUUCUUAUCACAGUUCCCCCUCUGCAUAAUGGCGAUUAUUGCUGUAUCUCUCGUGCUCAAGCUUCCAGCCCGCGAAAACACACACUGGAAGACAAAGCUUAAGCGUGUUGAUUUCCUUGGCGCCGUUGUCCUCGUCGGCGCCGUCCUAGGUUUCUUGAUAGGUUUGGAUCGAGGCAGCAAUGUUUCAUGGACGAUGCCAUUAACAAUCAUUUCGCUGAGCGUGUCGGCCUUCCUUUUCAUUGUCUUCAUCCUGGUGGAACGCCAUUUGGCAGUCGAGCCUUUUGCACCGAGCCACAUCAUCUUCAACCGCACCUUUUUCUCUCUCUAUUGCUGUAACUUCUUCAGCUUUGGGGGAUGGCUUGCUGCCCUUUUCUAUAUUCCACUCUAUUUCCAAGCCGUUGAUGGCGUAUCGGCCACCGUUGCUGGAGUGCGAUUAUUGCCCAGUAUUGUUUCUGGUGCUACAGGAUCAAUUCUCGCUGGUCUUAUUAUGCGAUGGACCGGGAAAUAUUAUUGGCUCACUCUUGCGGCAUAUGCAUGCUUGACCUCUGGCUGCACCUUGAUUUACCUUUCUUCAGGUGGUAUCAUGACAAGCACUGUGUGCAUGAUCAUUGGAAUGGUCAUGUCGUCAUUCGGUAAUGGAAUAGGAGUUACGACGACUUUGAUUGGAUUGAUAUCGAACUCCAGUGUUGAAGACCAGGCAGUAGUCACCGCCUGCUCAUACCUGUUCCGAUCCUUGGGAUCCGUAAUUGGAGUUUCAUUAUCGUCCAGUGUGGUCCAACAGCUUCUGCGGGAGCGGCUUCGUUCCGAUCUGCAUGACAGCAAAAACAUUGACGAAAUUGUUAACGGAGUACGAGAGAGUCUUAACUAUAUCAAGCGAUUGGACCCCGAUAUUGCCAAGAUCGUCCGCAACUGCUAUGCCUGGUCGACUAACAAGGGCUUUGGCCUUCUGGCUAUAGUGGUGUUCUUUGCCUUUUUCAGCGCCUGCUUCAUACAUGAGGCUAAACUGAAACGGUGA
Messenger RNA from Penicillium verhagenii, 1650 nucleotides. Its product is annotated as putative MFS multidrug transporter. The record is from RefSeq and is a predicted model, not a curated record. Gene Ontology annotation, cellular component: fungal-type vacuole membrane. The transcript is spliced from 5 exons. Gene Ontology annotation, biological process: transmembrane transport; basic amino acid transport. Bases 1 to 1650 code for a protein of 549 amino acids. Gene Ontology annotation, molecular function: basic amino acid transmembrane transporter activity. NCBI's taxonomy places the organism in Eukaryota, Fungi, Ascomycota, Eurotiomycetes, Eurotiales, Aspergillaceae.